GGUCCGGGCUUUAAGAGGGCCGCCGCGUGGGCUCCGUGGUUCUGCCGCUCUUUACCUCCGGCUGCGGUUUUACCUUCAGGGAACCGUCUGGGCUGUGAUUUAGCGCUCUUCGGGAGCUGCCUUUUCUCCGGUCUUCUGCACGACGCGCUGUUACAGUGAGCGGGCCGCUGCUGGCCAUUCCUCCUGGAGUAUCCAGAGACCUUCAAGAAGUGAAGACUCUACUGCUCUGCAGAGGAGAGGGGUCCUUUCAGCCAUGAAGCCUGUGUUGAACCUCUAUCUCUUAGGUGUGGUGCUGACCCUGCUCUCCAUCUUCGUUAGACUGAUGGAGUCCCUGGGGAGCUUACUGCAGAGCCCGCUGCCUGGGAGCUCCUGGACCGCCAGAGGUCAACCAGCCAGCACCGAGCCCAAGGGUGUUCCAGACCAUCCAUCCAGAGGGGUGUGAUAAGCCCUCUCUCCACCAGCUGUAACCUUGGAACAGGCAGGUGUCCAGUUCCUAGGCAGGAAAGCUCAGAACCUCGGUGUUACCAGAACUGUUACCAGGCCCAUGAAAGGCCUCCACCUGGAUGCUUCUUGCCCUGGAAGAAGAGCCUGUCUAAUAUACAGGUGUUAGUGGGUUGCCUGUGACUGCGAUGGAAUGCUUUCCCUGUUCUCCCCAGGGUCUGCUGUACGUGCUGGUAUCCUUAGCAACAUGGCUCUGAUGCCUCUUAGGGACUUGUGCUUCAUAUUCAGCUGUUGGGAGAUGGUGUUGUCUUCAUCUCUGCUUCAUCAACAUCGGCCAAGAGUUCCUUCGGGCUUGGGUGUCUUAUGGUCAGUUUAUGUGGUAGUCAGCUUCUCUUCAUGAGAGCUUGUCUGUGUCUGGAUGACAAUUGAAGUGGUGUAUGGGUUGGCUGUAGGGAGGGGGAUGAUGAAAUAGUGUCCACCUCUCAUUGUUUCACAUGGUAGAGUCCUUUCUCCAACAGAGCACGUGUGCAUGCAUAUUGGUCUGAAGGGGGCAGUAGGAUGACAAAGCCUGCGUUAUGGCCACCAUGUGGCUUAAAUGAAUUUUUCUAAUGAAAUAAAAAUUGAAUAUAUACUUCUA
Molecule: messenger RNA, 1078 nt
Organism: Neogale vison (American mink)
Lineage: Eukaryota; Metazoa; Chordata; Mammalia; Carnivora; Mustelidae
Gene: HILPDA
Product: hypoxia inducible lipid droplet associated
Biological process (GO): autocrine signaling; positive regulation of lipid storage; positive regulation of cytokine production
Cellular component (GO): lipid droplet
Source: RefSeq, a predicted model, not a curated record